Messenger RNA from Durusdinium trenchii, 957 nucleotides. The record is from the annotation of a GenBank genome assembly. NCBI's taxonomy places the organism in Eukaryota, Dinophyceae, Suessiales, Symbiodiniaceae.
AUGCUUACAGAAGCGGUUGUGCUGAUUUCCGCUACGCAAGCCGCGUUUAGCGCAUUGAAAGCGGAUGGGUCCGUUGUAACCUGGGGCGAUCCAGAGUUUGGAGGUGAUGCUGGUGAGGCAGGGCCAUUGCUACAAUUUGGAGUCAAGCUACUUUCAGCCACGUAUGGUGCAUUUGCAGCCGUGAAGGAAGAUGGCUCCGUGGUGACCUGGGGCAAAGAAGAGAUGGGCGGGAAACAGUUCGGAUGUGGCAGCCGACUCCUACAAGGUGUUUGCAAUAUUUGCAGCACUUACGGGGCAUUCGCUGCCACAAAGGAAGAUGGCUCGGUGGUGGUGUGGGGUGAUUCAGCAUGUGGCGGUGAUUCUUUUGGGCUGGAACUUCGAAAUGUUUCGCAGAUAUGUGCCACAUACAGUGCAUUUGCGGCCGUUACAGCAGCAGAAAUUGGUGCUACCGUCGUGACUUGGGGUGACCCAGACUGGGGCGGAGAUUCUGCUGUGGCACAGGAGUUACAAGACGUGGUGCAGGUGUGCAGCACCUAUGGAGCAUUUGCUGCCUUGAGAGGAAAUGGCUCUGUCGUGACAUGGGGUGAUCCGGCUUGCGGUGGUGAUUCUUCUGCAGUUGCCAAGAGGAUAAGAAAGCACGUGAUUCAGAUUUGCAGCACUUAUGGAGCGUUUGCUGCAACAAAAGCAGAUGGUUCUGUGGUGGCAUGGGGAGACGCAGACUGGGGAGGAGAUUCUUCCCAUGUUCAAGACCAGCUGUACAUGGUUUCAUAUGUUUGUGGUACUUUUCGUGCAUUUCUGGAGCUUCGUGCCAACGGCACCUUCCUUCUGGGAGAUGAUGCAUUCGAUAGCAGUGACGAGAGUUAUGAUGGGCUUUUGGUGGGCGUAGUGUCACUGAGUGGCAGUGGGGGGCGCUUUUGCAGCCACGAAGGUAGAUGGCUCGGUUGUGACAUGGGGUGA